Molecule: messenger RNA, 1010 nt
Organism: Xenia sp. Carnegie-2017
Lineage: Eukaryota; Metazoa; Cnidaria; Anthozoa; Malacalcyonacea; Xeniidae
Exons: 3
Coding region: 113-859 (248 amino acids)
Source: RefSeq, a predicted model, not a curated record
UGGUGUCAAUUUCGUUGAGUAUUUGGAUUCUCCAAAACAGGUUGUCAGAAAGUACCGGGUGUGUGAUGUGAUAAAACUAUUCAACCAGAAAUACAGUGAAGCUUGUGGGAAAAUGUGCCGAGUACCUUAUUUAAAAGGAGGAUUUACUGUUACUGGUUUGCCAGAAGGUAUUACAUUUAAAAAACCCAGUCAGUAUGGUAUUAAACAGAUUUCCAACAUUAUGAAAAAUGCGCAGAAUAUUCAUUUCAAAAUAAUCGAAUCACCGCAAGUAGAAAAAGUUUUGACAGAGAAUCGUAAAUAUUCUGAUCAAGAGAGAGAAUGUUACCGAUCUGUGUUGAAGAAAGUUGUUUUUGAAGAAGCCAAAGUAUCAAUGUGCUUGAUACGUAACAAGCUGAUUGAAGAAUGCGAUUUGGUGGUAACUGAUGUAGAUUUGACAAAGUCAGAGCUCGAUUUGUUGACUGGGAAACUUAAAAAUUUUUUCAAACCUGAUGCCUUUGCGACUCUUAUUGCCAACUGUAAAAGCAGUCGAACACACGAAGGAUACAUUCUUCCGGUUUAUACUGACUCUGAUGAACCGUAUUGGCUCUUCUAUUAUCCUGGUGCAGCUGAAAGCAUUGAAUCAUUGUCUACUGAAGAUAAGAUUUGGGGAUAUUGGUUAGACAAGACGAGCUCAGAGCUAACUUAUAAACUCAUUAAAACCCAGAAAACAAACAUUAUUGGACUAAACCUAAUCUGUUACCAGGACAAAGAAUUAGGAACUUUAAGGUUAAAAACCAAAAUUUUUACAUCCCAAAUAAGCAUACCUUUCGGUUUUCACACGUCUGUUCUGGAAUGCCUUGCUAAACAGGAUUUCCUGUAGUGUGUUAAACUUUUUUUUGUAUAGCAUGUUCAUGUUGUUACCAAUAAUUGUAUGCACCUAAAGUAUUCGUAUUCUUAUAUUAUGCACAAGUGUAGUUUGAAUGUUAAGAAAUAACUAUCGGGGGAAACGUGUAAAAAAAUUUCCAAAUGUU